UUUGUAGGAGAUAGAGUUACUUGAAUAUGGGCUGGAAAACAACAUCCUUGUUGGUUCUAGUGGUUGUUGCUGUGUCCUCACAGUAUGAUCUAGAGAAAAGGAGCACUUUUGGAGGUGUGCCGAUAGAAAUGGAGGCAGUGGAAAGAUGCCACCAGAGCAGGAGAAAUGGCUUAAAAAAGUGCGAUGAGUAUUCAAACCUGUCCCUAAGAGCAAUCAGAGAAGCAAGAGAAGUAAGAGAAACAAGACGCCAAAAGAGACAAGUACCUCAGGAUGAAACAGGUGGAGAUAGUGAAAAACCAAAACCUGAUUGCAAUUUGUAUAAAGAUACAGAUUGGUAUGCUAUCUGCACAGAAUGUGAAGCUGGAACUAAAACUGGAGAGGAAUGCAAAACUCUUCCAAAGCCUGAGGAUCUAAUCGAUUUCCCUGAAAUUGACAAGACAAAGUGUUUAGAUAUCGAGUGGGGCACUGGUCGUGAGCACACUGCAGAUGAUAACUUUGGCAACUGCAUCGAAACGAAAACUGAUGAUACCCACAGAUACAUAACCUCAAACAAUGUCCCUGAUUUCUAUGUAAAUUCUUACUGUCCUAUCGGCCUUGGAAAGGGUUAUUGUGUUCAACAGGAAAUUGAUGCUGGAACUUGCUACUUCACAGGCCUAACCUGCGGAGCAAAGGACAAUGGAGCAGGAACUAACGAUUAUGGUGAUGUCUGGGUCCCACAAGAAGACAGUUACAAGAUAAAACUUGAGGGAGACCCGACACUAGCUGAUAGGCCAGGUGACAUGUAUGAUGCAACUAAAGUAGGUGGUGCAAAAACAAAUGGAGCAGCUCAAGGUGUAGCAAUCAAUGGUAUUGCAAUUCAAGGACCCAAUGAUGCAGGGGAUGUCAGCAUUGAUGAGGCUGGCUUUCAAUUGCCUUGUGGUGGUCAUGUCACACCCCCAAUGGGAAAUAGUGAAACAACAGGUAAGGUUCCUGCAGGGCCCCCCAAAUACCACUUCCACAAAUCACCUGAGUGCUUGUCACCUUUCACAGAUGCUUCCAAAGGUCUAGCUGCAGGUGGAGAACCCCUUAAGCAUGGUAAGUUGAUGGGAUGGGCUAUGGAUGGAUUUGGAAUCUAUACCUACCAAGAUGUAGCAGGAGUAGCUCCAGUGGUAGAUGAAUGUGGCGGACAUUUUGGCCCCACAGACACCGGUGAGGUCAAAUAUCAUUACCACAGCAGAGCAAUCGUUCCAUAUCACAUGGCAUGUCAAGGACCAGCAUUAGGGCAGUGUGACGGAACACAGAGUGGUACAAACUACUGCCACCCUGGAUGUGGAGCCCAAGUUUGUGUACAACCAGGAACAAGUGAAACGAAGCUGAAGGAAUAUAUUGGCAAGUUCAACGAUACAUGGCUUGAAAAGUAUACUACCAACCCCUACAAUGGAGACUCUGCUUUGCACUUGGAAGCUAUGACAGUGAUUUUAGCUAUUACUCUGAAUUUAGUUGUGUAAUCGAAUUUAAAAGACGUUAACAUGAAAUAAAAAGUGGUCCUGUUUUUAAUU
Bolinopsis microptera is the source of this 1538-nucleotide messenger RNA. RefSeq lists its product as uncharacterized. The record is from RefSeq and is a predicted model, not a curated record. Bases 27 to 1487 code for a protein of 486 amino acids. NCBI's taxonomy places the organism in Eukaryota, Metazoa, Ctenophora, Tentaculata, Lobata, Bolinopsidae. The transcript is spliced from 6 exons.